Molecule: messenger RNA, 573 nt
Organism: Trypanosoma conorhini
Lineage: Eukaryota; Euglenozoa; Kinetoplastea; Trypanosomatida; Trypanosomatidae
Exons: 1
Coding region: 1-573 (190 amino acids)
Molecular function (GO): protein binding
Source: RefSeq, a predicted model, not a curated record
AUGCCCUCGCCAAGCGUUCCUGUGGUUCUUUUUGAAGAGGCGUUGAAGCGAAACGCCGCAGAUUCCCGCGCCACUGCCCUUUACGGUUCGUUUUUGUGGAAUGUGUGUGUUCCUGCACUCGACGCGGGGAGCGCGGCUGACGUCAAGGAGCAGCUCGCAGUGAAGGUGGAGACGCUGUAUCAGCAGGGCUUGAGCCACCAACCCCAGAGUAUCCUUUUGCUGACCUCGCUGGGUUCCUUCUACGUAAGUGUGGGAGAUAGAUUUGACGACGCUGUACGUGUUCUAGAGCAGGCGCGCAGGCUAAGCCCGCAUAACGCGGUGGUGAAUCGCCUCUUGUGCGCCGCCUUUCAUGACGAGUGGAUGAAGGAGAAGAGGCAAGUUACUGUAAAAGCCAAUUCACGUUUGCAGAACUUGUUGGAAACUACACGCCAACUGUACGAAGUGUCCGUCCAAUUGGAUCCGUUGGAUCGGUUGACACUGGCAAGGUAUUGCCAAUUUGCUCUACACGGGCUUCAGAACGCGGCGUUGGCGGCUGAGUUGAUGCAGCGGCUGCGAGAGCUUCCAAAAGCAUAA